Messenger RNA from Pyrus x bretschneideri (Chinese white pear), 1023 nucleotides. RefSeq lists its product as uncharacterized. Lineage: Eukaryota; Viridiplantae; Streptophyta; Magnoliopsida; Rosales; Rosaceae. The transcript has 8 exons. The record is from RefSeq and is a predicted model, not a curated record. Bases 1 to 474 code for a protein of 157 amino acids.
AUGGGCACCGAUUGGCUGGAAUCCCGGAAGAAGAGGCCCUUUGGCCCCAGAUUAAACUUUAGCGCAGAAGAAGCUGUUCAGCAUCAGCUGGAUGCCCUCAAGUACAACGAUCAACCCCGCCCCGAUUAUGGCAUCGAGGUCAUGUACAGGUUUGCUGGGUUUGAUCCUUUUGAGAGGUCCACCUAUUUCGGCCCAUUCUUUGAUUUGGGGCAGUUUGAACGAUUUAGGCGAAUUUUUCACCAUUCAACAUAUAGAGUGUUGUUAUGUCAUAAAGAGAGGAAGAUAUUAAGCAGUUUAGUUGUGGAGGAGAACCUAUUCAAGCAGCGGGUUUGGAUAAGAGGAUGUCGGCCAGAGGAAGAAGAAAUAUUUCAAUUCACAAUGGUUCAGAGGGUUGGAGGGUCAUGGGAUGGUUAUUGGCUGACAGAGAGUGUACUUCACGACGGAGAUGCUUUUGUCGGUGGUUUGGCUUAUUGAACAUUCAAGGCAGCUAUCGAUCGACGAUCACUCUAACAGAGACAUUUGCUCACGCACUGCCAACCUUCCAAUUUGUACAUAUGGAAAAAUAAGCAAAGUUGUUGUAAUGUCUAAUAUGAUGUAGUUCGUAUAUCAAGUAUUGUAAAGUCCGGAAGCAGGCAGAGGGUUGGAGGGUCAUGGGAUGGUUAUUGGCUGACAGAGAGUGUACUUCACGACGGAGAUGCUUUUGCCGGUGGUUUGGCUUAUUGAACAUUCAAGGCAGCUAUCGAUCGACGAUCACUCUAACAGAGACAUUUGCUCACGCACUGCCAACCUUCCAAUUUGUACAUAUGGAAAAAUAAGCAGAGUUGUUGUAAUGUCUAAUAUGAUGUAGUUCGUAUAUCAAGUAUUGUAAAGUCCGGAAGCAGCAUGUAUCUUUCCUCCUCAUACGUCUGGUCUGCCCCAACUCUUGAGAAAUAGUUGAAGGAAUAAUGGAACUUCAGAUGAUUCAUAGUAAUACAUUGUAACCGAAGAGAUUUUACGUUAUUCAUUCAGUUUCCGUUUCUUCCA